AUGACUAGUCAAGACAAUACUCACGACGACCACAAGACAUUUGGCCAGAAACUCAAGCAUGUCGGCAGUGUCCUUUAUGAUUGGUUGGAAAAGACUGGUUACCAUGAACACCCCAACUUGCCGCCAGCAGCCCCCGAGGCUCAAACCCAAGAAGCCCAGACCGGCACUCAGGCCCAUUAG
Molecule: messenger RNA, 180 nt
Organism: Schizosaccharomyces japonicus yFS275
Lineage: Eukaryota; Fungi; Ascomycota; Schizosaccharomycetes; Schizosaccharomycetales; Schizosaccharomycetaceae
Exons: 2
Coding region: 1-180 (59 amino acids)
Source: RefSeq, a predicted model, not a curated record